GGGGCCUACACUCGGCGUUUCCGGUUCGUUCGGCCUGACAAUGACGGAGCAGGGCGCCUCUCUGGACGACCCCUGGGUCAAGGUGGAGUAUGCGUACGGUGACAGCAGCCUGGAUCCCGGGCUCUUUGUAGAAAGUAACCGAAAGGGGAGUGUAGUGUCCAGGGCCAAUAGUAUUGGCUCCACCAGUGCUUCCUCAGUCCCCAAUACAGAUGACGAGGACAGUGAUUAUCAACAGGAGCCCUACAAGGAGUCAUAUAAGGACAGGAGGCGCCGAGCCCACACACAAGCAGAACAGAAGAGGAGAGAUGCCAUCAAGAGAGGCUACGAUGACCUUCAGGCCAUUGUCCCCACCUGUCAGCAACAGGAUUUCUCCAUUGGCUCCCAGAAGCUCAGCAAAGCCAUUGUUCUUCAGAAGACCAUUGAUUAUAUCCAGUUCUUGCAUAAAGAGAAGAAGAAACAGGAGGAGGAAGUUUCUACACUACGAAAGGAUGUCAUGGCCCUGAAAAUUAUGAAAGUGAACUAUGAGCAGAUUGUGAAGGCACACCAGGAUAACCCUCAUGAAGGGGAGGACCAGGUCUCUGACCAGGUCAAGUUCAAUGUGUUCCAGGGCAUCAUGGACUCUCUGUUCCAGUCCUUCAAUGCCUCCAUUUCUGUGGCCAGCUUCCAGGAACUGUCAGCCUGUGUCUUCAGCUGGAUUGAGGAGCACUGUAAGCCCCAGACCCUCCAGGAGAUUGUUACUGGGGUGCUGCACCAACUGAAAAACCAGCUCUACUGACGCUAGCGUUUCAGCCAACGCUGCUGGAAGUGUGGAACAGGGAGGCUUGUUGAGUUCUGCUUCUGACAUCUCAGACAGAACACAUUUGCUUUGUUUGCUGGGUUUUGGACAGUUUCUGACUAAUUUAUUUUAUCAGUACUAAGCAAACCCAUCUCAAACCUGUGGGAGUUCUAGGGGCCAUUGGAUUUGUCCCCUAGAAAUCAUUUCUGGCAAGAAACUGGAGGCAGAGAAAGUAUUUAUGUAAUCAUGGAGUUCCACUGGCACUUAUCCCCAGUGGUGCUGUCAUGUCUGUCCCUGGCACAGAAAAAAUUUUUAGCAUGUUAUAUGGGGAUUUUAUCCGUAGGGAGUCUGCCACGGUGAUCAGAAACCUUACAACAAAUUUCUUAACUUUUCUUUCAAUGUAAUCUUUUUAAGCUUACAAUUUUAUUAAUUUUUUUAAGUCAGGCAGGUCUUAUGGUACCUCAGGCUUACACGCCACCUCUUUUCACUUGAAGAGUUCAUUAGGGAUAGAUGGCCAUUCUCCUGUCCACUUCCUACCACGAUUUCUAUCAGAAAUGAGCCAGGGGAGAGUGGAUAAACUUCUGUCUCAGAUACAUAGAAGCCUAGCCCCUCUCCUUUUUUUCAGGCUUACCAUCCAAUAGAAACUAUUUUUAUAUCAAAUUGUAAUUGCAAUAAAUUUUACUAAAUGCUUAA
Molecule: messenger RNA, 1468 nt
Organism: Vombatus ursinus (common wombat)
Lineage: Eukaryota; Metazoa; Chordata; Mammalia; Diprotodontia; Vombatidae
Gene: MLX
Product: MAX dimerization protein MLX
Exons: 8
Coding region: 41-775 (244 amino acids)
Biological process (GO): regulation of transcription by RNA polymerase II
Cellular component (GO): nucleus
Molecular function (GO): DNA-binding transcription factor activity, RNA polymerase II-specific; RNA polymerase II cis-regulatory region sequence-specific DNA binding; protein dimerization activity
Source: RefSeq, a predicted model, not a curated record